This is a messenger RNA of Neopsephotus bourkii (Bourke's parrot), 4710 nucleotides long. It is a transcript of the gene UBE2O, whose product is annotated as ubiquitin conjugating enzyme E2 O. Lineage: Eukaryota; Metazoa; Chordata; Aves; Psittaciformes; Psittacidae. Bases 19 to 3900 code for a protein of 1293 amino acids. The transcript has 18 exons. The record is from RefSeq and is a predicted model, not a curated record.
GUCGUGACUCCCGGCGCCAUGGCGGACCUGCCCGCUGAGGCGGCCCCGGCACCGGCCCCGGCCCCCGCCCUGCCGCUGCCGGCCCCGCCGGGCGGCUCGCAGCGCCUCCUCUUCUCGCACGACCUGGUGUCGGGCCGCUACCGCGGCUCCGUGCGCUUCGGCCUGGUGCGCCUCAUCCACGGCGAGGACUCGGAGGAGGACUCGGAUGAGGGCGGCCGAGGCACCGGCGGCGGCGCCGCCAGCUCGGGAGGCUCCGAGUCCGGGGGGCCCGGCACCGGCGGCACGGAGGAGGGCCGCGCCAGCCCGCUGCGGCGGGGCUACGUGCGGGUGCAGUGGUACCCGGAGGGCAUCAAGCAGCACGUCAAGGAGACCAAGCUGAAGCUUGAAGAUCGCUCUGUGGUCCCUCGAGAUGUGGUCAGACAUAUGAGCUCCAGUGACAGCCAGUGUGGAACUGUAAUUGAUGUCAACAUAGAGUGUGCUGUGAAGUUAGUAGGAACCAACUGCAUCCUCUACCCUGUCAACAGCAAAGAUCUGCAACAUAUCUGGCCUUUCAUGUAUGGUGACUACAUAGCCUAUGACUGCUGGCUGGGGAAGGUCUAUGAUUUGAAGAACCAGGUCAUCCUCAAGCUUUCCAAUGGAGCCAGGUGUUCUAUGAGCACAGAAGAUGGAGCCAAGCUGUAUGAUGUCUGUCCUCAUGUCAGUGACUCGGGUCUCUUCUUUGAUGAUUCAUACGGCUUCUAUCCUGGGCAAGUCCUCAUCGGGCCUUCUAAAGUCUUCUCCAGCGUGCAGUGGCUGUCGGGUGUGAAGCCUGUUCUGAGCACAAAGAGCAAGUUCAGAGUGGUGGUGGAAGAGGUACAGGUGGUGGAACUAAAGGUUACAUGGAUCACUAAAAGUUUCUGUCCUGGAGGUACUGACAGUGUGAGCCCUCCUCCCUCAGUAAUCAGCCAAGAGAAGCUGUCCAGGGUAAAGCGGCUGGGGUGCUUUGACCAUGCCCAAAGGCAGCUUGGAGAAAGGUGCCUCUAUGUGUUCCCAGACAAAGUGGAACCUGCUAAAAUCACGUGUGAAUGUCCCGAGAGGAACUGUGUCCUGGGUGAAGGGUCCGUUGCCAAAAAGGUGAGACGGCUGCUGAAGAAGCAGAUAGUGAAGAUCAUGUCCUGCUCCCCAGAGUCUCAGGGUACCAGUGAGUCCCCUGAAAAAGAGGCUGCUGCAGCUGAUGACCAAAAAUCAGAAGAGCUUAAGCCUGAAUCCAAGUGUGAGCUGGAUGACUCUCCCACCAGUGCACCGAGUCCUGAGGAGAGCAAGGAGGAGCAGCCUGAGGAAACAGGGAAGGAGAAAGAGGGAGCAGCAGCACGACAGCAGCCUCCCUUUCUGCUGAAGGAUGAAGGGUUGUCCGACUACCGGCUUCAGUCCAUGGAGCAGGAUGCUGAUGAUGAAGCAGCUGAUGACACUGAUGACACGAGCUCUGUCACCUCUUCUGCUAGCUCCACGGCCUCAUCCCAGAGUGGCAGCGGCACUGGGCGCAAGAAGAGCAUCCCUCUUUCCAUCAAAAACUUGAAGCGGAAGCACAAGAAGAAGAAGACAAAAGUCUCACGGGAGUUUAAGCCAGGAGACAGGGUUGCUGUGGAGGUGGUGACCACGAUGACUUCGGCUGAUGUGAUGUGGCAGGAUGGCACCGUGGAGACAAACAUCCGCUCCAACGAGCUGAUUCCUGUCCAUCAUCUGGACAACAAUGAGUUCUGCCCUGGGGACUUUGUCGUGGACAAAAGAGCUCAGAGCUCCCAGGACCCUGGGUUAUAUGGAGUCGUGCAAUCUGGUGACCAUAUUGGCCGUACCUGUGUGGUGAAGUGGUUCAAGUUGAAAUCCAGUGGAGAUGAUGUGGAGCUGAUCGGGGAGGAGGAGGAUGUGAGUGUGUAUGAUAUUGCUGACCACCCAGACUUCCGCUUCCGCACCACUGACAUCGUGAUCCGCAUUGGCAACUCGGAUGGAGCCACAGCUAAGGAGGAUGAGCCUUCAGUCGGACAAGUGGCUCGUGUGGAUGUCAGCAGUAAAGUGGAAGUGGUGUGGGCUGAUAACUCCAAGACUAUUAUUCUGCCUCAGCACUUGUACAACAUAGAAUCAGAAAUUGAGGAGUCAGACUAUGACUCUGUUGACGGCAGCACCAGUGGAGCAUCCUCAGAGUGGGAGGAUGAAAGCGACAGCUGGGAGACAGACAAUGGCCUCAUGGAAGACGACCACCCAAAAAUCGAGGAGUUAGAGCCUGAGGAGCCAGCGGCAGAGGAGGUGAAGAAAGUGGAGGAACAAGUCCAGGGAGCUGUGGCUAUGGCUGUUGCGGAUCUGGCUGCAGAAAAAGGCGUUAAGGAAAGAGCCCCCAAGAGCUUCCGCGAGCUAAAGGAGGCCAUCAAGAUCUUGGAGAGCCUGAAGAACAUGACUGUGGAGCAGCUGCUGACUGUGUCUCCCACCUCCCCCACUGUGGAGCUGGAAAAACCCACUCGGGAGAAGAAGUUCUUGGACGAUAUUAAAAAGCUGCAAGAGAAUUUAAAGAAAACUCUGGAUAACGUGGCUAUUGCAGAGGAGGAGAAGAUGGAAGCUAUGGUGGAAACAGAAAAGAAAGAAGAAAAAGCAGAGGCACAGACACCGGUGAGGUCAGAGUGGCCCAGUGAGACACCAGUGCUGUGCCAGCAGAGCGGAGGCAAGCCCGGAGUCACCUUCACCAGUGCCAAGGGAGAAGUCUUCUCUGUGUUGGAGUAUGCUCCAGAUACCCAUGCCUUCAAGAAAAUGGAGUUCCAGCCCCCAGAAGCAAAGAAGUUCUUUAGCACCGUGCGCAAGGAGAUGGCUCUGCUGGCCACCUCCCUGCCUGAUGGCAUCAUGGUGAAGACCUUUGAGGAUCGAAUGGAUCUCUUCUCAGCACUUAUAAAAGGGCCCACACGCACGCCCUAUGAAGAUGGGCUUUUCCUCUUCGAUAUCCAGCUCCCCAACAUCUACCCUGCUGUCCCCCCUCUCUUCCGCUACCUCUCCCAGUGCAGUGGGAGGCUGAAUCCCAACCUGUACGACAAUGGCAAAGUGUGUGUCAGCCUCCUGGGGACGUGGAUAGGCAAGGGGACAGAAAGAUGGACCAGUAAAUCCAGCCUCCUUCAAGUGCUCAUCUCCAUCCAAGGCCUCAUCCUGGUGAACGAGCCCUACUACAACGAGGCAGGCUUCGACAGUGACCGGGGCCUGCAGGAGGGCUAUGAGAACAGCCGCUGCUACAACGAGAUGACGCUGAUCCGGGUGGUGCAGUCCAUGAUGCAGCUGCUCCGCAGGCCCGUGGAGGUCUUCGAGCACGAGAUCCGGGAGCACUUCCGCUGCCAGGGCUGGCGCCUGGUGUCCCGCAUCGAGUCCUGGCUGGAGACCAACGAGCUGGUGGAGCGGAGCCACGAGCAGGCCAACGGGGCGGAUUCUGCCUCCCUUUGCUCGGCAAGCAGCGCCCUGGCCGAGAGCCCGGGGGACAAUGCGGGAUCGCAGGGGGGAUACGGGAGCAGCUCGGAGCAGGGAGCGGGCGCUGAGCUUUCCGACUCGGCGCUGGAUGAGUCGGAGUUCACAGCCUCAAUGCCCAACGCUGCUGAUGGCCAGCAGUACUCGGACUCGGAGAGCACAGCCCACGCCAGGGGGGCAGACCUGGCCAGAGACCGAACGGACGAGGGGAAGGCUGCCCAGGACUCUGCCGCGCAGCCCAGCGUGAAACCAAAGAAAAGGAGGAAGAGCUACAGGAGUUUCCUUCCGGAAAAGAGCGGUUACCCUGACAUUGGGUUCCCCCUCUUCCCCUUGUCCAAGGGGUUCAUUAAAAGCAUCCGUGGUGUCUUGCAGCAGUACCGGGCUGCCUUAGCAGGGGCCAAUAUCCCAGAGUGGACAGAGGACAAAUAAACCAUCAGGUUAGGGACAGGCAGGUGCAGGGGAGAAGGGAAAGCAGCAGAAAGGAAAUAAGCAGAUGCUGUCACCAGUAGACUUGCUUCUCCUUCCAGCUUUUCUUCCUCAGCUUGGUUUGUUCCAAAGAAGGUGGUAGGCCUGACUGCUCCUCCCAGGAAAGGAUGUCUAAGCAUGAAUAACUCUUUGCCCCAGCCCUUCUUCUUUCCCCCCUCCCAUGUACGUGUUCCUUUUGCAAGUUUGACCCUGCAAUGGUAAGAUUUGAGACCUGCACAGAAGCAGUCUUGCAGCCACAUUCCCUUCUGCACUUUCAUCUUGGGGCACCUUUCCACACAAGGACUCUUCCCACCCAUCAGUUUGGUCUGGUGGGCUUCAAGCCAGGAGAAGUGAUUGCUGUAGGAGCUGGAAGGUAAGGGCAAUGCCCUCCCGGUCUCUCAUUUUUCUCUGCAUUACCAUGGGUUUUAUGAAACCUGCCCCAGCUUUCCUGUUCUUAGACAUGGGAUUGUGUUUGCAUUGAGGUUGUCUGCACCAUACAGAGUUGCUCUGGUCUUAGUUCACAGAUAGCUACGAGGUUGUUGCAGUCAGGACUUGGUAGGCAGAACCAGAGCUCUGAAGUGGCACUUGUGCUGCCCUGGUAGUGCUGCAGGGUUUCCAUCCAGUUCUGCAACUCCUUGUCAGCUUCCUGGAAGCAGUUCUCACCAUCCCCGCUUCUUUUUGGCCAGGGUAAGGCAAACUUCCCUUUCCCCCAGCACGCAUACUGCCUGUCUUCUAGAAAUACAUGGGAUUCGGGGUUCUGCCCCUGUUACUUGC